AUGAGGCAUCUUUCUGGCUACGAAUUUGAAAGCAAGGAAGCAGCACAAGAAUAUGUACGGAAGGGUGCGGUUAAGGCAUGUUUUGGUUUCGUGACAGUGAAGUCUACUAAGAAAUUAUGGGAUUUAAGAUGCAAGUUUCAAGGUUCAGGUUGUAACUGGAGAUUGCGUAUCGCAGCGAUUUCGAAUUCCACACGUUUUAGUGUAAGGUCACAUAAUCCCAUUCAUACUUGCAGACCUGUAGCCGAAGCCGAAACAAGUACGAAGGGUUCAUCGAUGUUGGUUAGAGAUUAUUUGAAUGAAGAAUUUUCUGGUAAGCUUGAAACUCCUACACCAAAACAGAUAGUAGAACGGAUGAAAGUAAAAUACGGUGCGACAGUAUCGUAUAUGAUGGCAUUAAGAGGAAAAUAUAGUGCUCAAGAAGAGAUUCGUGGUAGUCAUGAGGAACACUACAGUAGGCUUCCUGGUUGGUUGUACAUGUUGACAGAAAGAAAUCCUGGAACUAGAGUGAGUCUUCAGUUAGACGAUGAUCGUAAAAGCUUCAAGUACCUCUUCAUUGCCCUAGGUGCAACCAUAAAUGGAUGGAAGUAUAUGCGUAAAGUGAUUGCUAUUGAUGCAACAUUUCUGACGAGUCAAUAUAAAGGAGCAUUAGUCGUGGCAACUGCUCAAGAUGGUGAUCAUCACCAAUAUCCUUUGGCUUGGGGUGUGAUUGAUAGAGAGAAAGAUGCCUCAUGGUUAUGGUUUAUGACAAGAUUGAGCGAAGUAAUAUUGGAUGGUCCCGAUAUAGUUGUGUUAUCUGAUCGACAUAAAACUGCAUACACGAUCAACGAUUUUGAAGUGCUUUACAAUGAUAUGAAGAAAAUAUAUCACAAGGUGGCUGAAUAUAUGGAAAAGGAAGAACUUGCUCCCGAAAAAUGGGCAAGGUGUAAAUUCAAGAGUGAAAGGUAUAACUUGUUAACCACCAACGGAGCCGAGUCGAUUAACUCCGUCUUGAAGAAGGCAAAAAAGUUUCCAUUGCUAUGUCUGCUAGAUAUUUGUCUCGAAAAGACGGUGGAAUGGUUCAAUAGGUACAGAUUGGAAGCCGGUAGUGGUGAUCAAUCGCAAAAGUUAACACCGUUUGUUUACAAAGAACUACAUGAACGAUACGAGAAAGCAUGUACAUUUGAGGUUCAAGAACUGAACAGUAUUAGUGGCGAGUUCGAGGUGAGAGAUGAUAAAGGUAGAAGACACUUGGUUCAUCUGGGAGCUAGAACGUGCAGUUGUAAAAUGUUUGAUGUGGAUAGGUACCCUUGCAGUCAUGCAAUUGCAGCAGCACAUACGAUCGGAAAAGCCGAUAUGAUAUACGAAUUAUGUUCUGCAUACUAUUUGCGCGAGACAUGGCGUUUGGCUUAUCAAGAGACAGUGUAUCCAGUUCCUGAUUGUAGUGAUUGGAUCCUUCCACCCGACGUUGCAAAUAUGACAGUUUUACCGCCCAUAGUGGAACAAAGACAAAAAAUUGGAAGGCCUAAGCAAAACCGAUUUCCUGGACCUGGCGAGGCUCGAAAGAAGAACGUUCGAUAG
Messenger RNA from Tarenaya hassleriana, 1557 nucleotides. RefSeq lists its product as uncharacterized. The record is from RefSeq and is a predicted model, not a curated record. Bases 1 to 1557 code for a protein of 518 amino acids. Lineage: Eukaryota; Viridiplantae; Streptophyta; Magnoliopsida; Brassicales; Cleomaceae. The transcript is spliced from 3 exons. Gene Ontology annotation, molecular function: zinc ion binding.